This is a messenger RNA of Triticum turgidum subsp. durum (durum wheat), 1089 nucleotides long. The record is from the annotation of a GenBank genome assembly. Lineage: Eukaryota; Viridiplantae; Streptophyta; Magnoliopsida; Poales; Poaceae.
AUGGAGGAGCGUGGACUCCUCUACCUCGGGAUGGGUGUUUCCGGAGGAGAGGAGGGUGCCCGCCAUGGCCCCUCCAUGAUGCCUGGAGGCUCAUUGGAGGCAUACCAGUACAUUGAAGACAUUCUUCUCAAGGUGUCUGCUCAGGUCCCUGACAGCGGCCCGUGCGUCACAUACAUUGGGAAGGCUGGAUCCGGAAACUUUGUCAAGAUGGUUCACAAUGGCAUUGAGUACGGUGACAUGCAACUCAUUGCUGAGGCGUACGACGUUCUCAAGUCGGUUGGGAAGCUCACAAACGGUGAGCUGCAGCAGGUUUUCGCCGAGUGGAACAAGGGUGAACUCCUCAGUUUCUUGGUUGAGAUCACUGCUGAUAUCUUCAGCAUCAAGGAUGACCAGGGUGAGGGCUACUUGGUCGACAAGGUCCUGGACAAGACCGGGAUGAAGGGAACCGGGAAGUGGACAGUGCAGCAAGCUGCUGAGCUCUGUGUGGCUGCUCCUACCAUUGAGGCGUCCUUGGAUUCCAGGUUCCUCAGCGGGCUCAAGGAUGAGCGUGUCGCGGCUUCCAAGAUCUUCCAGGGUGACUACUCCAGUGGUGAAACUGUCGACAAGGCACAGCUGAUCGAGGAUGUGAGGAAGGCCCUCUACGCCUCCAAGAUCUGCAGCUACGCCCAAGGCAUGAACAUCAUCAAGGCCAAGAGCACGGAGAAGGGAUGGGGCCUCAACCUCGGCGAGCUGGCCAGGAUCUGGAAGGGCGGGUGCAUCAUCCGCGCCAGCUUCCUGGACCGCAUCAAGAAGGCGUAUGACAGGAACGGUGAGCUCGCCAACCUCCUCAUCGACCCCGAGUUCGCGCAGGAGAUCAUGGACAGGCAAGCUGCAUGGAGGAGGGUUGUCUGCCUCGCCAUCAACAACGGCGUCAGCACCCCUGGCAUGUCCGCGAGUCUGGCCUACUUCGACUCCUACCGGAGGGACAGGCUCCCUGCCAACCUCGUCCAGGCCCAGAGGGACUACUUCGGGGCGCACACCUACGAGAGGGUUGACAUGCCGGGCUCCUUCCACACCGAGUGGUACAAGAUUGCCAACUCAAAGAUCUAA